AGUCCUUUGACAGAGAGAGAGAGAGAGAGAGAGAGAGUUACUAAACACAGACUAAAGCCACUUGUUGAUGUUUUGUCUGAGAAUAAAAGGCAGAAUGUUGACUGUAGAAGCCGGACAGCAGAAUGAGAGAACGUCCAGAAACAGCCCGAAACGUCUGUCCCACUCCAUUGAAGACAUCCUGAGAAGACCUUCCUGUUUAUCGGAGAGCAGAAGGCAGGAGAACGUACAGGUGUGCGCUGAGAUACCUGACGAGAAGAGAGAGCUGAACUCCAGACCAAACACAGUGUGUCGGCCUGGUCACAGACGGGUUCGCACUACGUUCACGGUGGCCCAGCUGGAGGAGCUGGAGCGCGUUUUUCAGGACACUCAUUACCCAGAUGUCCACACCAGAGACCAGCUCGCCACACGGACCCAGCUGUCUGAGGGAAAAGUGCAAAUCUGGUUCCAGAACAGGAGAGCAAAGUGGAGGCGAACUGAAGCUCAGGGAAAAGACAGAGACCUUCUGCAGACAAACAAGAGCAGCUGUCCUCACCUCAUGACCUCCCCGUUCUUCUUCUGCACUCCAGUCCAGAGCCUCAUCAUACAGCAGAAGCCUCACCUGCCUGCCUCACUCUGUCCUUCCGUUUAUCCGUACGAGCUCAGCACUUGUAAACUCUGCCCCUUCAGCAGAGCCCAGCGGAUCGGCAGGUCGCUGUACCCCCCCUUCCUCCCCAUAUUACAUAACGUCCCACCCUGA
Molecule: messenger RNA, 736 nt
Organism: Colossoma macropomum (tambaqui)
Lineage: Eukaryota; Metazoa; Chordata; Actinopteri; Characiformes; Serrasalmidae
Product: intestine-specific homeobox
Exons: 4
Coding region: 68-736 (222 amino acids)
Biological process (GO): regulation of transcription by RNA polymerase II
Molecular function (GO): RNA polymerase II transcription regulatory region sequence-specific DNA binding; DNA-binding transcription factor activity, RNA polymerase II-specific
Source: RefSeq, a predicted model, not a curated record